Molecule: messenger RNA, 972 nt
Organism: Fusarium tjaetaba
Lineage: Eukaryota; Fungi; Ascomycota; Sordariomycetes; Hypocreales; Nectriaceae
Exons: 1
Coding region: 1-972 (323 amino acids)
Source: RefSeq, a predicted model, not a curated record
AUGAUUAUAAUCCUCGCUUCCAUUGACUCUCCUGAGGAUGUCCAGUCCCUAAUCCGCGCCGAUCCCUACGCUUUAUGCGUUUUCCUUGAACAUAAGCAGCCUAUCCUCCAGUCCCUUCGACGGGAUUUCUACCAACAGUCUUGCAGUCAGAGCCUUACACAGGCGCUCAUGAUAUAUCGCUUACGGAGAUACGAGUACGACCCGCAUUGCCAGGCGAGACCUCAAGCUAUUCAGUUUAUGAAACCGCUCUUUACAUCGCUACCAGAACGAUGUACAGGAAAGCGGUUAAAUCUAGGAGCCCUCAGUAAGCUAUCUCGGCUGACUCGCGAAUCACAGAAGUUCGAGGAACAUUACCGCACGAGGGCAAGGGAAAUGCACCCUGGAAGUUCUCCCAGCGGCCGCAAGCAUUUGCGCAUGCUGAGCUUAGACAGUGGCCUCUUGCACGGGGCAUAUCUACUCUUCGAAGCAUACCGACACACCCUCUGGUUCAGCACCAACUUGCUCCAAGAUUAUGGUUCUAGCGACAGUAGAUCCGACUUCAACAUUCCCUGGAACUUCAUCUAUCGGGAUAAGCUUCUUUGCGUCAGGACAUUUCAGACAUUCUUUGUAUUCGUAUUUCGAGAAUACGAGAAUCUCUUGAGUCAGGUCCAUAGCCGCGCCUGCGGCUCACACUAUCUCUACCGGUUCGAUUCAGACUGGUGCAUCCAGCGACGGGAAUUCUUGCACAGGGGCCCACGAGACCGACUCCAAUUCGCAGCUUAUCUUUCCUCGCUGGGCUGUCUCUGGCUACUGAACAUCCAAAACAUGGAUGAUGUUGCACAAGAAGAAUACGUCACGGGUUUAUAUAUGCGAUAUCUCGACUUUAAAGCAGACCGCCAGAAUUGCCCAAUGGUGGUGGGUGCUGAUCUUGAACGCUCGCUCAGGACACUUUGCUACAGGGAAUGGCGAGGAAGAUUAAGAGCUCUUUACUAG